UGAAAGUGAAAGAAAGAUCAAAUAUCGAAAAUGGUUGCUGAAGAUCCUAACGUUUGGUUGGCAGUAAUAAACAAAUAUAUUUACAGAUUUGUGGUAAUCGUGACGCUAGUCUUUGCCCUCGUUUCGGUACUCAUUGUCAAACGAAAUAAAUACACAAACGAUGAGAAGGAACUGCAGCGUUUAAGGACAAAACUCAAACCAUGUUUAACCAACGGAAGUUAUCCAAAAUUUCUUCAAAAGAUGCGAAUGCUCAAACAAAGAAUCACAACAAUAAAUGUAGAAUUCCGUCAAGUUACUGAAGGUUUUAAAACUCGAGAGAAAUCUAACAUUUCGAGCAUAAAGGAAAAAUGGAGCCAACGUUUGCAAAGGUUACAAAAUCUAAUAGCGAAAAGCACGAAUAUUUAUCAGAAAUUUGAAAAAAAUUUCAAAUUAUUUCAAGAGCUGACGCACACAAGAUUUGAUAAAGGAUGGGCAAAAUUUCAGAAAACGGAGGAUGAACUGAAGAAUCGUCAUGGAAAAUAACUCGUAGCUACAAGACGUUAAAAUAGCAAUAAUUUAAUGAAGCGAUUGUUCCAUAGGAAUAUACACAACAGACUUUUUCAUAUCAAUACGUUCUUUUUAAAUUAAUGCAAUGCUGUUGUAAUAAAUAUUUAAAAGAUUUGUUGAAUUUUUUGAAGAGAAACGUGUAUAAUUUCAAAGAAUGUCGUAUUUGUGUUGCUAGUUGAGGCAAUAUAUUGAGGCAUUGAGCAUUCAUGAAUAAAUUUAACCAAGCGUGAGAUGACAACAUCAAGGUUGCGUAUGUACGUGACUUUAACGAAAUGCCAAUGGAUGAAACGACUCCUUUAAUUGUAAAUUCAACAAGACCAAACAAUGAGGACAUACUAGAGACAUGUCAACAUUGGACAACCCGUAUAGUAAAGGGUUUUUUUAGUCUCGCUACGUUAGCAGCACUCGCGCUCUCUAUUACAGCAAUUAUUCUUGCAGUAAAACAGGAGAAAAUGUUAAAAGCGAACAAAGAUGAACUUGACUCUGUACGGGACGAAGUCAAAACAUGUUACAACGAUUCGUACGAGAAGAUACAAGAAUUAUCUCAGACCAUCAGUAAUAUAAACGACAGUUUAUAUAUUUUUUUAGCAGAUACAACACUCAAAUUGCAAAGUGAACUCGAGAGUGCGGAAAGUGAUUUCAAAGCAGAAGAAAUAAAAAUGGAAAAUGAAGUUUCUGGUAUGAAUACGAAUGUGAUUAAACUAGAAACAAAUUUGGGAGUUUGA
Messenger RNA from Xenia sp. Carnegie-2017, 1271 nucleotides. RefSeq lists its product as uncharacterized. The record is from RefSeq and is a predicted model, not a curated record. The transcript has 2 exons. The coding region runs from base 819 to 1271 and encodes 150 amino acids. NCBI's taxonomy places the organism in Eukaryota, Metazoa, Cnidaria, Anthozoa, Malacalcyonacea, Xeniidae.